Messenger RNA from Ochotona curzoniae (black-lipped pika), 1415 nucleotides. RefSeq names its product transgelin 2 (gene TAGLN2). Gene Ontology annotation, molecular function: protein binding. The transcript is spliced from 5 exons. The record is from RefSeq and is a predicted model, not a curated record. NCBI's taxonomy places the organism in Eukaryota, Metazoa, Chordata, Mammalia, Lagomorpha, Ochotonidae. The coding region runs from base 122 to 721 and encodes 199 amino acids.
GCGGGACCCUCAUGAAAACCCCUGGCCGGGUUUGAGCGCAACACUCCUGUUGCUGCCCCUGCCUGGAGCGCUACUGUCCAGCCCCCGUGAACGCUCCCCAAAGCCGUCACCGUCCUUCAGAAUGGCCAACCGGGGACCUGCGUACGGCCUGAGCCGGGAGGUGCAGCAGAAGAUUGAGAAGCAGUAUGACGCAGACCUAGAGCAGAUCCUGAUCCAGUGGAUCACCACACAGUGCCGCAAGGACGUGGGGCGGCCUCAGCCGGGACGCGAGAACUUCCAGAACUGGCUCAAGGAUGGCACGGUGCUGUGUGAGCUCAUUAAUGGCCUGUACCCUGAGGGACAGAUCCCAGUUAAGAAGAUCCAGGCUUCUACCAUGGCCUUCAAGCAGAUGGAACAAAUCUCCCAGUUCCUGCAGGCAGCUGAGCGCUAUGGCAUCAACACCACCGACAUCUUCCAGACGGUGGACCUUUGGGAAGGAAAGAACAUGGCCUGUGUGCAGCGGACGCUGAUGAACCUGGGUGGGCUGGCGGUAGCCCGGAAUGAUGGGCUCUUCUCUGGGGACCCCAACUGGUUUCCUAAGAAAUCCAAGGAGAACCCCCGGAACUUCUCAGACAACCAGCUGCAGGAGGGCAAGAACGUGAUUGGCUUACAGAUGGGCACCAACCGCGGGGCGUCCCAGGCAGGCAUGACUGGCUACGGGAUGCCUCGCCAGAUCCUCUGAUGCCACCCACCUGCCCUGCCUGCCCAUGGAUGGUUAAUAUAUAUGUGUAUAUAUAUUUUAGCAGUGACAUUCCCUGAGAACCCCCAGAGUUCUCCAGCUCUCUUCUCUGCUAGGGUAGGGCUCCAGCUUGCCCUUUACCCCUGGGGGUGCCUGAUGAGGGCUUCUCCUCCUGUGCUUACUACUACAUUCCUUCCCCUACACUCAUCUCCAAACUGGACCAAUUGGCCUUCUCUCUUUGGGACCAACAUUUGGGAGCAUUGGCUGCCCCACCUCCUCCCAACACCCUACCCCUUGCCCUUUCCUCUUUCCCUCUGGCCUCUCCUGCCCCUGGGCUGGUGCUCUUGAUCCAUCCCUUGGCUUAGAGUCAGCUGCUUUCUGAUGCUGGGCAGGCCUCCCUUCCACAAGUAUGUCUCUUCCCUCAGCUACAGCUGCAGGGACUUAAUUUAUAGGGAGGGGCUUGUGGCAGCUGCCACCCCAGCCACAGCUGGACUGUGCUCACCACACAGUCUGGGGCUGCCUUCCCUGGCACAGGGCCCCUUGGCUUCUCAUUUUCCAUUCCCCUCACUGUGGCCAAGGGGUGGGAGGGGUGAGACAGAGGAGGGAGGGCUGCCCACCAUGGUCUGGGGCUUAAGGAGGAGGAGGAGUUUGCUGAUUUAAAUAAAGAAUCCCAGCCUUUGUUUUUGGAUGAACUCUA